CAACUGACUAGUCAACAAUUAACUACCAAAGAUCGACCAGUGAAAACGUGCAGCCUUACUAACAGGAUGAAGGUCAAAGUGAUUAUGUUACUUUUUCUAAUCUUGGCCAUUUCAACCCUCAAGCAAGGUUCAGCUCAUGUUCCUGACAGAUACAUACAAGAGAAUGUGGCUUUACGUGGGAGGGCCACUCAGUCGGAUCUUCUGAAGGGGGAAUGGGAUGCGUUCAGCCUGCCUGGCAAUGCCAUUGAUGGAAACCAAGAUUCUUUCUUUGGCCAUGGAUCCUGCACCCACACCUCGGGAGGGGCCAACCCCUGGUGGAGGGUGGACCUGCUGCAGGAGUACCAAAUCACCUCCGUCACCAUCACCAACAGAGGAGACUGCUGUGGAGAAAGGAUCAGUGGAGCUCGCAUCCUCAUCGGCAAACACCUGAAGAACAACGGCAUCAAUAAUCCAGAGUGCAGCGUGAUUGGCUCCUUGGCAACAGGAGAGACUAGAACCUUUCAGUGUCCGCAGCCAAUGAUUGGACGCUACGUCACACUGUACCUCCCAAAAAGAGAAUACCUUCACAUCUGUGAAGUGGAAGUGAAUGCUUUGCUUCCUGCCAAUUGAAAAUAUUUCUAAGCAGCAAUUUGCAAAUCCCUUUACAUAUAAAGCUGGUCAUUUCUUUAUAGCCAGAUGCAGUAAAUCAGAAAUGCGGAUAAAGAAAUGAAUUUUACUCUUUUGGGAUUUGGGAAUCAUGCUGCCAUUUUACUAUAUUUCCAGGUUUUCGUGGACAGAAAACCUGCUGAAGUUCUACUUGUCUGCUUUCUGCAAGUUCAUCUAUUGACUGAUUUUCUUUGUAGUGCAUCAAAUAAACAUCUCAUUUAAAGCAUUGA
Anguilla anguilla (European eel) is the source of this 875-nucleotide messenger RNA. Its product is annotated as fucolectin-6-like. The record is from RefSeq and is a predicted model, not a curated record. The transcript is spliced from 4 exons. The coding region runs from base 67 to 609 and encodes 180 amino acids. Lineage: Eukaryota; Metazoa; Chordata; Actinopteri; Anguilliformes; Anguillidae.